CGUUUCCUUGCGGAGGGAUCUGGGGUGUGGUAGGUGCAGCCGGGGCUCGUUUCCCGGCGGAGGGAACGGGAGGGGGCGGCGCUGCGGCCCUGCCUUGGCUCCGCGCGGGUCGGGGGAGGCGGCUCCGGACCCGCCGCUAUGGACGAGGCCUACGACGUCAUCGUGCUGGGCACCGGGCUGAGCGAAUGCAUCCUGUCGGGGAUCAUGUCGGUGAACGGGAAGAAGGUUCUGCACAUGGACCGGAACCCCUACUAUGGCGGGGAGAGCUCCUCCAUCACCCCCCUGGAGGAGCUGUAUAAACGCUUUGGGCUCCCUGAGGGGCCCCCUGAGUCCAUGGGGCGCGGCCGGGACUGGAAUGUCGACCUGAUCCCCAAAUUCCUCAUGGCUAAUGGCCAGCUGGUGAAGAUGCUGCUGUACACGGAGGUGACUCGGUACCUGGACUUCAAGGUGGUGGAGGGAAGCUUCGUCUACAGGGGGGGGCAGGUACACAAGGUGCCCUCCACUGAGACCGAGGCGCUGGCGUCCAAUCUCAUGGGAAUGUUUGAGAAGCGCCGGUUCCGGAAGUUCCUUGUCUUCGUGGCCAAUUUUGACGAGAACGAGCCCCAGACGCUGGAGGGGGUCGACCCCCAUGGGACCCCCAUGCGGGAUGUGUACGAGCGCUUCGACCUGGGGCAGGACGUGAUCGACUUCACGGGCCACGGGCUGGCAUUGUACCACACCGACGAUUACCUGGAUCAGCCUUGCCUAGAGACCAUUAACCGGAUCAAGCUGUACAGCGAGUCACUAGCUCGCUAUGGGAAGAGCCCCUACCUCUACCCGCUCUAUGGGCUGGGGGAGCUGCCCCAGGGGUUCGCCAGAGUCGCUAAACCCUGGGGGGGGGGGAGAGCGGGGCCUGGGCGUUCCCAGCUCUCUCCGGGCUCGGGGCGGGAGCUGAAUUCGUGUCCCCCCCAGGUGGCGCGGUGCAAACAGCUGAUCUGCGACCCCAGCUACGUGCCCGAGCGAGUUCGCGGGGCCGGCCGCGUUGUCCGUGUCAUCUGCAUCCUGAGCCACCCAAUCCAUGGGACCAGCGAGGCCAGCUCCUGCCAGAUCAUCCUGCCCCAGAACCAGCUGGGCCGCAAGUCGGAUAUCUACGUUUGUCUGGUUUCCUGGGCCCACAAUGUGGCUGCGCCCGGGAAGUUCAUUGCCAUUGUCAGCACCACGGUGGAGACGUCGGAGCCGGAGCGGGAGGUGGAGCCGGCGCUGCAGCUUCUGGAGCCCAUCGACCAGAAGUUUGUGGCCAUCAGUGACUUGUACGAGCCCAUGGAUGAUGGCACAGAGAGCCAGAUUUUCUGCUCCCGGUCGUAUGACGCCACCACCCACUUCGAGACGACCUGUGACGACAUCAAGGACAUUUACCGGCGCAUGAUCGGCGCCGCCUUUGACUUUGAGAGCAUGAAACGGCGCCAGAGCCACGUCUCCGGGGAGGAUGAGCAGUGACACCCCCCCGCCGGGGCCAGCUGGGACCUGCCCACCCCAGCACAGGGAUCAGCUGUGACUUCUCCCCCAUCUGCACCAGGACAAGUUCUCCCCCUCCCACUCCCCCCAGGCCAGCUGUGACUCUUCCCC
Chelonoidis abingdonii (Abingdon island giant tortoise) is the source of this 1605-nucleotide messenger RNA. It is a transcript of the gene GDI1, whose product is annotated as GDP dissociation inhibitor 1. Lineage: Eukaryota; Metazoa; Chordata; Testudines; Testudinidae. The record is from RefSeq and is a predicted model, not a curated record. Gene Ontology annotation, biological process: protein transport; vesicle-mediated transport; small GTPase-mediated signal transduction. Gene Ontology annotation, cellular component: cytoplasm. Gene Ontology annotation, molecular function: Rab GDP-dissociation inhibitor activity.